Anolis carolinensis (green anole) is the source of this 3452-nucleotide messenger RNA. RefSeq names its product ubiquitin conjugating enzyme E2 D1 (gene ube2d1). Bases 226 to 669 code for a protein of 147 amino acids. Gene Ontology annotation, cellular component: nucleus. The record is from RefSeq and is a predicted model, not a curated record. Gene Ontology annotation, molecular function: ubiquitin conjugating enzyme activity. The transcript is spliced from 7 exons. NCBI's taxonomy places the organism in Eukaryota, Metazoa, Chordata, Lepidosauria, Squamata, Anolidae. Gene Ontology annotation, biological process: protein K48-linked ubiquitination.
UUCUGGAACUACGCUUCCCGGCAUGCCUCUGGCGGGCAGGCGCCGGUGUGGGCGGGGCCGCGGGGGGUCUUAUUAGUACAAGCGGAAACAAAAGACCCUUCGACUGGGAGCGGAGAGGCGCCUCGGCCCCGGCCUCCGCAGCACGGCCCCCGACGCCGCCGCCUCAACCUCCUGGGCUCCCCCUUCACGGCUUCCCCUCAGCGGGCCGCAUCCCCGGGCUCCCCCAUGGCGCUCAAGCGGAUACAGAAGGAGCUAAGUGACCUGCAACGUGACCCACCUGCACACUGUUCAGCAGGACCGGUUGGAGAUGACUUGUUCCAUUGGCAAGCAACCAUUAUGGGACCUCCUGAUAGUGCAUAUCAAGGGGGAGUAUUUUUUCUCACAGUACAUUUUCCAACAGACUACCCAUUCAAACCGCCAAAGAUUGCAUUCACGACAAAAAUAUACCAUCCAAACAUAAAUAGCAAUGGGAGUAUUUGUCUUGAUAUCCUGAGGUCACAGUGGUCACCUGCUCUGACUGUAUCUAAAGUUCUUUUGUCCAUAUGCUCUUUACUUUGCGAUCCUAAUCCAGAUGAUCCUUUAGUACCAGAUAUUGCACAAAUCUACAAGUCAGACAAGGAAAAAUACAACAGACACGCAAGAGAAUGGACACAGAAAUAUGCAAUGUAAACUUUCAAGACUUUUUCAUAUAUACCAGAGUACUGUAAAUUCUAGGGUUUUUUCAAAAUUAGAAGUAAAUGGAGCACAGUUUACUGUUUUCAGUGUACCAUGAAGCCCUUUUUGAUUUUCACCCAUAUAAAUGUGUUUCUGGAACAAGGAAAUAACUACGGAAAUUAACCUGAAGACUGUGAUGAGAGUAUUUAUCCUUUUUGUAUGCUUUGCAAAAGACAUUUAUUAUGUUUUUAAAAGAUAUGUGGACAUCUGCAUCUUCAGCCUACAAGAUCCAUAAUGCAAUUGUAGAGCAACCAAAAUAUUUUUUUGCUGAAAAACUAGGUGUUACAUGAGAAAUAUUCUGUGUGUCUUUGAGAUGUCAGUCCUGUACGUCUUGUGUUUGAAUUUCAUUCUUUGUUAGUUCAUUGUAUAAUUUGUAUUUUUUUACUGUAUAGACUAUAUUUUAUUUACCAUGCAAGUCAACUCACUUUAGAUUCUCUGCACAGUAUUGAAAAAGAAAUACAACUGCUAUUAAAUAAGUGAAGCAUUCCUUCUCAGGAAUACUUAUAAAAAAACUUCUUAAACUUUGCACUCUAACUCUCAGUAUGCUGAUUAUGAGGAAACACACGGUUUUGAUUCUGUUGCAUACUUUUAUUGCAAUGUGAAUUAAUUGCACUGCUCUGUAGAAAGAAAUGUAACUAAUUUUGUUCUAUUCACAGCUGACUUUUUUAUCCCAUAUGGGCAGUAUAAUCUCUGACCUUUUAACAAAAUUGACUUGAAGCUUUUCCAUAUAAAUAAAAUGUGUUUUUUACUACUUGUCUUGGCUGUUCUUUAAGUCUUGCACAUUCUUUGUAUGUGCUUGCCCUGAAAAGAUCAAAAUAUUGUUAAAUAUGUGAAUUACUAGUGGGAAGAACUGGCCUAUGUAUUUAAGAUUGCUAUAAACUCUUCGAGUAUAUUAUGGUAACUGCUGAACAACUGUAUAUGUCUAUUCAUUGUGAGGUAUAUGAGCUAGGUGAUUGGAUGUUGUAACCAGUAUAGAGGAACAUAUCUAUGAGCUUGUGAAAUAAUCCUCAAAUCUUACUGAAGUUGAUAAUUACUAAUGCUGAAAUGCUACUGAUGUUUUCUCAUCAGUGUAACAAUAUUUUGAUCUGUUUCUUCCACCUACUAAGCUAAUUCUUCUGGACAAUUAUAUUUAUACUUCACCAUGCAUGUAUAAAGAAAAACAGCCUGAGGUGCUUUACAAAUAAGAGCAGUUUAAUUUUUUUACUUUGCUUUGGGGUACUAAAUCCUUGUUAAAUACAUUUAAUUUGUGGCUGCAGUGAUUAUUGUAAAAAUGCUUGUCUAGGCAGUUUUGCUGUCAUAGACCAUCAUUUGACUCCUUCUGGAGAAUGGAAUAUAAUCCUAAUACUUUGCUACAAAAUAAACCAUAAAAUAAUACAAAAUAAUGUGGCAAGCAUCCCAGAGGCUAUUUUUCUAUUUCUGGGCUUUAAAAGCUGUUUUAAUGUUUUAAUCUUAAAAUCCUUGGAAAGUUAUAAUGGCCUAGGAAAUAAGUGUGUGUUGGGCACUUAUGCGUAAAAGUCAUCUAGGCUUCUGUACCUCAAUGCAUACAAUCAAAGAUGGAAGCUUUAGGAAACAAGCACUGAAAUUUUCAUUGUGUACUUCUCUAAGUAUCAUAGCUUGCUGUGAAAUAGACCAAUUUCUGCAAAUAGCCAAUACGUGUUUCCGAGCAGUAAAUUAUUAUUUUUGUUAUACUUGAAAAAGGGAACGCUGUACCUUAAAGAGAAAGCUAUUUGCCACAUUUUUUCAAGAAACUUUAAAUGGUGGUAAAGGAUUCUGAUUGAAUGGUUUCCCAGACAUGUUUACCCACCCGUCUUAGGUGUUUAUAAUAGGUUUCUCCCAGAAUUUAAAAUAUAUAUAUAUAUAUUCCCUUAAACCCUUACAGUGGGUUCUGUGAAAUCUGAUAGCUUGAUUUGCAUGCCUGUUAAGUGAAAGAGCAUAUAAUCUUCUGCUUUGCUAAUAUUAUAUGGAGGCUGGUUUGAAACUGUUUGGAUGUUACUAUUGCUUUAAGGUGUGCAUCAUACAAAAAGGAAUUUACUUACCAUAAUGCAAAGUCUUCAGGCUGAGCAAACAGUGCAGGUCCACAAGCCUCUUCCUUUCCUUUCCUAUAGGGCUCUUUGAAGACAAGCGUGUUGAAGCCAUGCUUGCCUCUCUAUUCCGUGAUAUAUCUAAAACAGCAAUUUGAGACUGGCUUUACCUGCUGAGCUUUCAAACGGAUCUUAUUAAUAAAACAGCACUGUUAAACAGACAAAAAGCUUCGCCGCCUGGACUUAUUUUAAACCACAGCUUCAAGUAACUAACCUUGUUAAGAUUUCCCUCUUAAAUACUUUGCCUAUUCUAGUAAGUGUUAUUUUGCUCUCUUAAGUGCUCCAAUGUGAAAAGGUUCUCUUUCCCCCUGUCAUAAUCAAAACAUUUGCUCAGUCCUGGUGCUUCCAUUGUGGUGGCAUAAAUGUUGUCUGUGCUUCAGUCCCCUCCACCAGAUACCAGUUUAUACUGUACAAUGCCUUAGCGAGGGCACGAACUGAGCCAUCCCAUUCUCUGUAUAUUCCUCACUUGGCACUACUACUAUUGGCAUGACUAAAUCAAAGGAUCUGUAUCACUGAAAUUCUCAGAAGUGUAAUCUUUAGUCAUUCUAGUUAAUGUUAAAUACGACAUACUUUCUAGCUACUUCUGAUGUGAUUUUUUCUCUGCCUAAACAUGUCAGCUGAGGCUUGAAUGAAAAUAAAGAUCUGAUUUGAAACCUG